Molecule: messenger RNA, 3285 nt
Organism: Oncorhynchus masou masou (cherry salmon)
Lineage: Eukaryota; Metazoa; Chordata; Actinopteri; Salmoniformes; Salmonidae
Gene: erap2
Product: endoplasmic reticulum aminopeptidase 2
Exons: 20
Coding region: 414-3242 (942 amino acids)
Biological process (GO): proteolysis; peptide catabolic process
Cellular component (GO): cytoplasm
Molecular function (GO): metalloaminopeptidase activity; peptide binding; zinc ion binding
Source: RefSeq, a predicted model, not a curated record
UGAAAGCUGUCAGCAGAGACAGAGAACGAGGGAAGGAUGAUGCAGCUCAAAUGAGGUAAAUGAAUAAAAACAUGGAAUGAACCUCCGUCUACACCUCCAUCCAACUCAGGGAACAUCAGGGGUGCCAGGGCAACAUGUGUUCUGUUCUAUGGUGAUCGUGUUGGACUUGUUAACAUCAAAACAAAGGUUCAAAAAAUAACUUCUGGACAUUUCUCCGAGCCUGUUGCUGUAAGGUUAUACAUUUCCGUCUAGCCAAAGAGAGACUACGUUCCUCCUGAAGCGUAAUUAUCAACAGCUAUCCUCCCUGAUGUUUCUCUACAUUCUGAAAACCAACUGAGUGCCUGCAGACUGUUUGAUGCUCUCAAGAGUGAUCCUUAUCCUUACAGUAGUCCUCCAACAACAUUUCCACCAUAAUGGUCAGGUUCUUGGUUCUGGCCCUCCUGUCUCUGGCUGGUGUGACCCAGACCUCCGCUAGCCCGACCCAGGCCUCUGAGCCCUUUAACCCCACUGAGGAGCAGCCUCCCUUAGGUACAGGAAGCCUCUCAUUCCCUUGGAGCCACCUCCGUCUUCCGGGGUACAUUGUUCCUCUCCACUACCACCUCCUGCUCCACCCUAACCUCACCAUGCUCAGCUACAGCGGUACUGUCCGGAUAGAGCUCCAGGUUCAGAACAAUACCAACUGGGUGGUGCUGCACAGCAAGGGUCUCCGUAUCACUACAGCAACCAUGUUGGACCAGAACCUGGCUCACCUGUCAGACAAGGUGCUCCCUGUGCUCCACAAUCCUACCCAUGAGCAGACUGCCAUCUUCUCUCCCAGAGUGCUCAGCGGUGGGCAGAAGUACUUCCUAUUUCUGGAGUUUGGGGCGGAGAUAGGAGAAGGCUUCUAUGGCUUCUACAGGAGCACCUACAGAACCAGCAGUGGAGAGACACGGAACCUGGUCUCCACUCAUUUUGAGCCCACCAGUGCUCGGAUGGCGUUUCCUUGUUUUGAUGAGCCGAGCUUCAAGGCUAAUUACUCUAUCAGUAUCAGGAGGAGCUGGGAACACACCGCCCUGUCCAACAUGCCUGUAGAGCAGACAGUGGUCCUGGAUGAUGGUCUAAUGGAGGACCGUUUUGUUGUGAGUGUGAGGAUGAGCUCCUACCUGGUGGCCUUCAUCGUGUGUGACUUCAGAUCUGUCAGCGCAACAACGGCCUCAGGGGUCAAGGUAUCUGUCUAUGCUGCUCCUGAGAAAUGGCAGCAGACCCAUUAUGCUCUGAAGGCUGCAGUCAAACUACUGGAGUUCUAUGAGAAAUACUUCAACAUCAAAUACCCACUACCUAAACAAGACCUGGUUGCUAUCCCAGACUUUCAGGCCGGAGCGAUGGAGAACUGGGGUCUGAUCACCUUCAGAGAGACCAGCCUGCUCUUCGACCCCGCCACCUCCUCAGGCUCCGAUAGGGUCUGGGUUACCAUGGUGAUCGCCCACGAGCUCGCCCACCAGUGGUUUGGCAACCUGGUGACCAUGCAGUGGUGGAAUGACAUCUGGCUGAACGAGGGCUUCGCCAGAUACAUGGAGUACAUCUCAGUCAACGCCACAUACCCCAAACUCAGAGUGGAGGAUUAUCUGGUGGACACCUGCUUUGCUGCGAUUGGUCGAGACUCUCUUAACUCCUCCCGUCCCAUCUCCAGUGCGGCUGAGAGCCCCACACAGAUUGAAGAGAUGUUUGACACAGUAUCCUACGACAAGGGUGCAUGUGUCCUGCACAUGCUCAGACACUACCUGACUGACCAAGUGUUCCAGAGUGGAAUCGUGCGCUACCUUCGCAGGUACAGCUACAGCAACGCUCACAACCAGGACCUGUGGGACAGCCUGGCCAAUACGUGUUCAGAGGAGGAGUUCAGCUCUGGAGAACACUGUUACAGCAGCAGGCAGGCAGCUAAGAACGCAUACCUGUACACUGGGGAGCACCUGGACCUGACAUCCAUGAUGAACACCUGGACACUGCAGACAGGUGUGCCCUUGGUAACAGUUACUAGGCAGGGGUCUCAUCUCCUGCUGAAACAGGAGAGGUUCCUGAGGACCGCACAUCCUUCUGAUCCAGCAUGGCCCAGCCUGCAGCAGGGGUUCCUGUGGCACAUCCCUCUGACAUACAGGACUGACACCUCAACAAGUAUCCACAGACACCUAAUGACCACACUCACAGACAGUGUGGAGGUGGGGGAGGAGGUGGGCUGGGUGAAGGUGAAUGUGGACAUGGCUGGUUAUUACCUGGUCCACUAUGAUGGUUCAGGCUGGGACGACUUGAUACAACUACUGAAGGACAACCACACAGCUCUCACCUUCAUGGACAGAACACACCUCAUACACAACGCCUUCCAACUCACCACGGCAGGUCGGUUGUCUCUCGAUAAAUCCUUGGACCUUAUUGGCUACCUGCGAUCAGAAAGUCACACCGUUCCCUUACUCGAGGGGUUGGGCUACCUGGAAGCUUUCUACAGGAUAGUGGAGAGGAGAGACAUACCUGAUGUCACACAAAACCUCAGGACGUACAUCCUGUGGUAUUUCCGUGAUGUGAUUGACCGUCAGACGUGGAGCGACAAGGGCUCUGUGUCUGAGAGGCGGCUGAGGUCGGAGCUCCUUUCCCUGGCCUGCCAUCUAGGAGACCUCCCCUGUUUGAAGCAGGCCCAGCGCAGCUUCACACACUGGCUGGACUCCAACAGCACGCUUACCCUGCCUGCAGAUGUGGCAGAGACAGUGUAUUCAGUAGGGGCCCAGGAGGACACGGGCUGGGCGUCUCUCCUCCAGACAUACACCCACUCCCUCUCAGAGACACACAAACACAAGAUCCUCUCUGCCCUGGCCAGCAGCCGAGACACUAACAAACUAACCAGGUUGUUGGAGCUGGGUCUAGAGGGAGAGGUGAUCCGUACCCAGGACCUGGACUCCCUCAUCGCCAUGGUAGCCAGGAACCCAGGGGGACAUCAUCUGGCCUGGAGCUACGUCCAGAAAUACUGGAGCACCCUGGUGGACAAGUUCCAGUUGGGAUCGUUCUCUAUUAGAAACAUCAUUAUUGGUACCACAGCCCAGUUCUCCUCCACAGAGGAACUCACUGAGGUGCGUGUAUUCUUUGAGUCGAUCCGUGAGCAGGCAGCUCAGCUGCGAGUGACUGAGGUUGCCAUGGAUAACAUCCAGAAGAACAUCCUCUGGCUGCAAAGGAACCUGGGAACUCUGAGGAGCUGGCUGGACCAACAGAUAGACUGAAGAGAAAGAGAGAGGCAGAGGGAGGGGGGAUAGGGAGAGAGAG